AUGUUUAUAAAAGAAGCUUACGAUAGAAGGUAAAAAUAGAGCGAUGGGGAAUAAGAAAUUUUAUAGACUGAAUAAAGAAUUCAUAAGAUUGGAAGUAUCAAGAACAAUAAAAUGAACUAUGACAAAGAUGAAUAAUUUUUUAGCAAAGAGGAUAUUCCUUAAAGAGCAUUAUAAAUAAAAGAAACUGUUUAAACUUUUGUUGAUCCAGUAGAUAUAAUUUCAAUUAAAUAUGAUAGGAUAUUUUAGGUUUAAGAAAAAAAGAAUGGAAUAGCAGUGUUUCUGUUCCAAAGAAUCCAUUAUCAGAAGAAACCCAUGAAAGAAAAUUGGUUAAGAUUCGAUUAGGAUUAUUUGAUCAUCCAAUUCCAAAAGAGAAGGCUAAUAAAAUAUAUGAGGGCAUAGAAACCAGAGACAAUUAUUUAUUAGCUAAGAAAGGUUCAAGUAAAUGGAAUGUAAGCACAGAAACCAACAAUUUGGAGUUUUAAAAAAAUCUAAUGAAUCAAACAAAAGAUGCUUUAAAAAAUACGAAGACUAAAGAAGAGGAGAUUAUAAAAAAUUAUUUAAAGCCAAUAGAGCAUUAAACAAAAUUAUAAUUAGAUUUAAGAAGUCAGAAAAUAAAUGAGAAAGAGAUGAGAAAUAAUAUAAGAUAGGAUUAUUAAUUGGCAAAUCCUGCUGCAUCUUAAUAAGCAAUAGAUGGAGCAGUAUUUAGAUUAGCAUAUGAAGCAAAGUUGAGUAAAAAUUAAGAGCAGAUAUAAGUAAAGAUUAAUAUAUGAAUAGAGGAUAAAAACUAUACAUUUAAGCCUGAUAUGACAAGAACAUUAAGACAUGAUUUAGAAUAUAAAUAUUGUCAUAAUGGUGUAUGGUAAAAGAUGCCAGAUGGAAGUGAAGGUUGGUCAUGUUGUAUGAAUAGUACAUUGGAAUCAAGAGGAUGUAUAACAAUAAAGGUAGAUAAGAACAAGUGGGAUUAUUCGUCAUUUACGCAUUGA
Paramecium sonneborni is the source of this 983-nucleotide messenger RNA. The record is from the annotation of a GenBank genome assembly. Lineage: Eukaryota; Ciliophora; Oligohymenophorea; Peniculida; Parameciidae.